AACCAGGCGUUGUUCAGCGCAGGCGCAGCAUCCACCUGCGUCCUCUCGUGCCGUUCUCAAUCGGAGCUCGCUUGAGCUUCCCGGCUACCGUCCCCGGAAGUGACGUGACGUCCCAUCUGGUCCGUUCCGGCGGCGGCUCCUCAGAAACUGUCCCUCCCCCCCCGGGGAGAGUUUUAGCAAAAAUGGAUUCUCCGGAAGUAACAGAGUUGCAGCAAGAAGUGAUGGAGGAGUUGGGGAUCUCUAUGGAAGAGCUCCAGCAAUUCAUUGAUGAGGAGCUGGAGAAGUUCGAGUGUGUGAAGCAGCGGAAACAGCAGCUGGAAGAGCUGGAAAAGAGCGUGGAACAGAAAGAAGCAGAAGUUGCAUAUGUCGACCAGCUCUUUGAUGAUGCUUCAAGAGCCAUUGGUAAAUGCGAGAUACUGGUAAAAGAUCUCUACUCCAAGCUGGGCCUUCAGUAUCGUGAGAGCAGCUCUGAAGAUGAGGACUCAGCUUCCAAGCCCACGGAAGUGAUCGAAAUCCCAGAUGAGGAUGACGACGAUGUUAUGAGUAUUGAUUCGGGUUGGAAGCACAGUGAUACAAGUAACCGAAUCUCAAAGGAUCAGACGCUGCUUCGAGAAGCCAUGGCUGCGAUGAGGAAGUCUGCCCAAGAUGUUCAGAAAUUUAUGGAAGCUGUUAACAAAAAAACAAAUGCCCAGGACCUGCAAAAAGAUGGGCUGUCCUCUCCACCGAGCUCUGUUGGCGUGUCCCAGCAGGUGAGCUCUGCACUUGCAGGGGGUGACCUCAGCAAUGACGGUGACCUGGUGGUUGGUAUGCGUAUCCUAGGCAAGAAGAGGACCAAGACGUGGCACAAAGGAAUUUUGAUUGCAAUCCAGGCAGUAGGUGCUGGUAAGAAGUUCAAAGUGAAAUUCGACAACAAAGGGAAGAGUUUGCUUUCUGGCAAUCACAUUGCGUAUGACUAUCAUCCCUCUGCUGAGAAACUCUACGUUGGAAGCCGGGUUGUGGCCAAAUACAAGGAUGGGAAUCAAGUCUGGCUCUAUGCUGGUAUUGUGGCUGAAACACCAAACAUGAAGAAUAAACUGAGGUUCCUGAUCUUCUUCGAUGAUGGCUAUGCUUCUUACGUCACUCAGUCGGAGCUAUACCCGAUCUGCAGGCCACUAAAGAAGACCUGGGAAGACAUAGAAGACAUUUCCUGUCGUGAUUUCAUAGAGGAGUACAUCAGUGCCUACCCAAACCGUCCCAUGGUAUUGCUGAAGAGCGGCCAGCUGAUUAAAACAGAAUGGGAAGGGACCUGGUGGAAAUCCAGAGUGGAGGAAGUGGAUGGCAGUCUGGUCAAAAUCCUCUUCCUGGAUGACAAACGCUGUGAAUGGAUUUACCGCGGUUCCACACGGCUGGAGCCUAUGUUCAGCAUGAAAACCUCCACGGCCUCCACUCUGGAAAAGAAACAAGGAGGGCAGAUGAGGACUCGUCCCAAUGUUGGUGCUGUGAGGAGCAAAGGGCCCGUAGUACAGUACACACAAGAAUUAACAGGAACCAGCACCCAGUUUAAACCUAUAGAACAAAUCCAAGCAAUGUCUGUAGCUGCACCAUCUGUUUCCCCACAGCCUGCUGAGAUAGAAAGCCCCGAAAGUCAGCUGGCUCAGUCCAGAAAGCAAGUGGCCAAGAAAAGCACGUCCUUCCGUCCUGGCUCUGUGGGGUCUGGGCACUCUUCGCCGGCUUCUCCUGUCCUAAGUGAAACUCCUCCCAUGGGAAAAGCUGCAGUGAACCAGCAGUAUCGUGGAAGCUAUUCCAGUGGCCAGCCAGGCAGCAGCGCAGUGCAGCCGUUCCACGGCAUGAUGGACCGGGUGCCCAAUGAGCCCUCAUACCGGGCCCCGAUGGAGAAGCUCUUUUACCUGCCCCACGUCUGCAGCUACGCCUGCCUGUCGCGGGUCCGCCCCAUCCGGAGCGACCAGUACCGCAGCAAGAACCCCCUCCUCAUCCCGCUUCUCUACGACUUCCGGCGCAUGACCGCCCGCCGCCGCGUCAACCGCAAGAUGGGCUUCCACGUCAUCUACAAGACGCCGUGUGGGCUGUGCCUGCGCACCAUGCAGGAGAUCGAGCGCUACAUCUUCGAGACGGACUGCGACUUCCUCUUCCUGGAGAUGUUCUGCCUAGACCCCUACGUGCUGGUGGACCGCAAGUUCCAGCCCUACAAGCCCUUCUACUACAUUGCAGACAUCACCAAAGGCAAGGAGGACGUGCCGCUGUCCUGUGUCAACGAGAUAGACACCACCCCUCCUCCGCAGGUGGCGUAUAGCAAGGAGCGCAUCCCGGGGAAAGGAGUCUACAUCAACACCGGCUGGGAGUUCCUCGUGGGCUGCGACUGUAAAGAUGGCUGCAGAGACAAAUCUAAAUGCGCCUGCCACCAGCUGACAGUCCAAGCAACAGGCUGCACCCCCGGUGGGCAGAUCAACCCCAAUUCUGGCUACCAGCACAAGAGGCUGGAGGAGUGCCUCCCCACAGGAGUCUAUGAAUGUAACAAGAGAUGCAAAUGCAACACGAACAUGUGCACCAAUCGCUUGGUACAACACGGACUCCAAGUCAGACUCCAGCUAUUCAAGACUCAGAACAAAGGUUGGGGAAUCCGCUGCCUUGACGAUAUUGCCAAGGGCUCUUUCGUCUGCAUCUAUGCAGGGAAAAUCCUGACGGACGACUUUGCCGACAAAGAAGGGCUGGAGAUGGGGGACGAGUAUUUCGCCAACCUGGAUCACAUUGAGAGCGUGGAGAACUUCAAGGAGGGCUACGAAAGCGAUGCCAAGUGCUCCUCCGACAGCAGCGGCGUGGACCUGAAGGACGAAGAGGAAGAGAACACCGGCACCGAGGAGCAGGAGGAGUCCAACGAGGACAGCUCCGACGACAACUUCUGCAAGGACGAGGAUUUCAGCACCAGCUCGGUGUGGCGCAGCUAUGCCACCCGCCGGCAGACCCGGGGCCAGAAGGAGAACGGCCUGUCUGAGACAGCCUCCAAGGACUCCGGCCUCACCCGGCAGAUCAGCCACGACGAGGUCGCCGUGGCCGCCGCCUGCAAACUGCCUGUGUCCGAGGAGACCUCCAAAAACAAAGUGGCCUCCUGGCUGAGCUCCAACAGCAUGUCGGACAGUUUCCAGGACAACGAUAGCGCCUCCUCGUUCAAGAUGAACGAGGCCAGCGAGGUCAAGGCAGGCAAAGUAGAAGUCCUGGGUGACCGGGACAAGCCCUCCACCUCUGGGCUUGGGGGCAAGGAGGCCUUUGGCUUGGAUGCCGACUCAAAGAUGCAGAAGAAAGAGGAAUCUGAAGAGCCAAACAAGCUGUCGAUGGCAUCCGAGACAGGCAAGCUGUACGGCUAUAAUCCGAGCCCCAUGAAACUCGAGGGGAUCCGGAGGCCACCAAGCAAGACUAUCAUGCAUCAGAGCAAAAGGCACUUGGCUCCUCCCCAGCAAGCAGCUGACGAUGUGCUGACGCUGUCAAGUAGCACGGACAGCGAGGGCGAGAAUGGCCAGCCGGCGGCAGGACAAGCGCAGGGCAACACGAAUGAUAGUGAUGACAUCCAGACUAUUUCCUCUGGCUCAGAGGAGGAGGACAUCGACGAUAAAAAGAAUUCCUCUUCUGGUCUAGGCCCCGUUAAAAGGCAAGUGGCAGUGAAGUCCACACGGGGUUUUGCCCUCAAAUCGACUCACGGGAUUGCCAUAAAGUCGACCAACAUGGCAUCAGCUGACAAGGGGGAGAACACGCUAGUGCGCAAAAACACCCGCCAGUUUUACGACGGCGAAGAGUCCUGCUAUAUCAUUGAUGCCAAACUCGAAGGGAACCUCGGCCGUUACCUCAAUCAUAGCUGCAGCCCCAACCUGUUCGUGCAGAAUGUCUUUGUGGACACGCAUGAUCUCCGUUUCCCCUGGGUUGCCUUCUUCGCUAGCAAGAGGAUCCGAGCCGGGACUGAGCUGACCUGGGAUUAUAACUACGAGGUGGGCAGCGUGGAGGGGAAGGAGCUCCUGUGCUGCUGUGGUGCUAUCGAAUGCCGAGGCAGGCUGCUCUGACCUGACCACGCCGGUGCCCGCCUCACGAAGGAAAUGGGCUUCUGGCCCUGGAUUCCCCAGGGCUCGUUAUUCUGAGCCAGAAAAAGGUUGAUUCUCAACCCCAGGCAUUGUCCCUCCCCUCCCUGCACAACCCUUUGUCUGUGAGGGUGACAUACUGUAUUUCAUCUCGAGCGGUUUCUAAUUACACCCUGAUUAUUUGUAAUUUUAGCUGUUACAAAGCUGGUUACGUAACUGGGAGCUGCCCCGUUCACUUGAAAAUAUGCCCACAGGUACACAGACCACAACACUAUCAGGUGAACCCAGGGUAGCUUGGCUCUGUGCGUAGGGCUGAGACGGACAGUAAUGUUCCCAGCGAGCGACUGACUCACUGCUCAGGCACUCAGCUAGCUCCUCGACUUAGUACCUGUCCUAGUGACAGCUCAAUUCAAGCAUGAAACACAUGAGGCAGGCAGUACAGAAGGGUCCCCUGCUUCGCCAUCCUCCAGCCAGCCUCUGUUGCACCCAAGUCUGCCAUGUCGAAUCCCCCAUCCCCAAAAAACUAGGCAACUACAAUUAGAAUUGGUGCCCUCUUAUUAUCACUAUUUCAACAAAGGGAAGCAUUUCAGAGAGACGGGUAGAUCAGCCAAUCCAGGAACCGUAUUGGGAUUUCCCUGGGGUAUCACUGAACAUGCUGGUAAGGCCCUGGGGGAGUGAACCAAGGUUGGAGUUAAAUCAAAAUACUGAGGAGUUCAGAAGAAAGGAGAUGUCUGGCCUACUUUCUCUGACUUGGUCCUUUUGUAAAAAAACAACCCUGCCUGCCAUUGUAAGCAAUAAUCGAUGCAUUUCUUAAAAAUAACCUGACCCCAAAUCAGUGCCCCCACCCUGCAGUACAGCAGGAACGUGUAAGUGGCUUGUGGUCUGCUUUUGGGAGAGCAUCACUUCCAGGAGAGGAUUCAGAGCGAGGCAGGCUGUGGGCAAACACGAGUGAGCACGUGGGAUUUGCCUAGGAAUUGGACUCUGGGAACAACGCUCACUUGUUGGUUAGUGAACAACCCCAGGUCUUUAAGGCACUGCCAAAGCCCAUUAUGGCUCCAACUGCGUGAGGCUUCUAUACAGCUGCUCCCAGAUGAUACAGAUGUGGAAGGAGUAAGAUCAAACUUAACUGUAGCAAGGGGAGGCUGUACCUACCCCUGCUUAUACAGUACUCAAAGCAGGCACGAUGAACUCCGGCCCGGAACUCCUCUGACUUCAGGGGAGCUAGACCAACGCUGAUACAACGCGGUUACUUGCUGGAGCUGGAGUAGCCAUGUUGAUUGCAGGGUAUGAGUGUGUCAAGGCAGGUGAGGUAAUAUUUUAUGGGACCAACUUCUCUCACCUUGUCUAGCUCGAGGAAGCAAGAAGGGUCUGAAACCAGAGUUUCUGGAGACUGGUGCUUAGUUACACAGCUGAGGCUGCUUUGCUUGGUCUAGGGUUACAUUAUAGCUCCAUCAAAUAGCAGACUAACGUCUUCUGCAGUGCCAGGACUCUAGCACACAAUUCCGCCUGCCAGGUGAAGGCACAUUGCCUCUCAGAGCUUUGCAUGACACCUGCCCUCCUCAGGGCAGUACAUGUCCAGCCUUCCCUGGGGCUAGAGAUGCCAGGGCACGGAGCUCACAAUGGAAAAUCUAAAAAUAGCGGCUCAGAGAACCGUGCAGCUGCAGGUUUGCAUGAGGAGCUUGAGCUCCUGGGGAUGUGAACAAGCUCCAGAGGCUGCUGCAGCCCCUCCACCCAGCCUGGCUUUAGCAGAGUGAACAAUCACAGACAAACCCUAGCGCCUUCUGGCUGGGGCACUUCAUUUAUUUACAUACACACCCAAGAUACAAACCAGUGAGUGGCUUAGUUUUAGUGAGGCUGCCUCCUCCUCAAAUGCUUUUCAACAAGGGUGUCUAGCAAUGGAAACUGAAGUGGUAAAAUCCAAGUGACAGUAACUAAUUCGAGUGAGGCAUGGGCUGCUAGAGGGGCAAACCCCCACUGCCAGGCUCCAGCUGACGCUGGCGGGAGGAAGCUUGGGCCGCUGCCGUGUAAACACGCACAUCUAGCUUGUGGGGUUUCUCAGGGGCCAGGCUAAGCUUUCCAAGAUCAAAGGGCGAAGCUAAAAGUUGCUCCUUUCCUUAAAGCAAACAUAUUUUUAGGCCUCUUUUUGCAGGUGCUGUAGCCUGUCCAGGUCCCUGCCCAUCCAAAGGGGUGAGUGACUUCCUUGUAAGGGGUCUCUUAUUAAACUCAACCUGUUUACAAAGAGAUGCCCUUUACCAUCCGAAACCUCUAGCACCGGUUUAGCUUCACACACUUGGGAGCGUGGGCAUUGUCACCACGAAUCUGCCAGAACCACCCAGUCAGCACAUGGCACCUGCCAGAGCCUGAGGCGAUCCCUAGGCACCAGCUCUCCAACCGCAGCAAGGGGCAGGGGCCAGGCUGAGUUCACCGAACCAGGCUAGGGGAAGUAAACUGUUCCGGUUGCUCCCUUUUUCCAGCCUGCAGCAAGCCAGCUCAGGGCCAGACCGUCCCCACCCUGCACAGCCCUGAGCUACAAAGAGCAUCAGUGCAGGCCCUUCUAGUUAGAAACCAGUGGGUCAUGGGAACUGAGGGUCCCUGGGCCAGCAAGGGGGUCACUCCUGGGCAGAGAGCUACUACACGUGUGUGGAGAAAAGGAACGCCACCCUUGCUAAUGGGCAGAGUUUGACCAUGGCGUUUGAAGUCUUUUACAGUAAUUACCUUUCCUAGGACAUCUGAAAGCUCCUCCGCUCGCUGUCUCUGUCCAUUUGAGGGGCUGCAUGGGAAUCUGGUAGUGCUAAUGGAGAAGUGCUAUUAAUAGCAGCGUUAAAUCAGUGGCUCGUUCCUCCCAAGCUGCCCGUAGCCACACUAGUAUUUCAGCAGUGUCGCCUCAGAGGGGCUGCAGCAGGUGGCUUUUCUGGGACGUGGGAGGCCAGUUGUGCUUAAAAAUAGGGCAGUAGAAAGCACGUAAAGUUCCAGCCCCCCCUCUCUAAGCAUGCAACACCCCCACUCUGGGCUUGGUUCUCUCAAGUGUUCAGGCUCUUAAAUAAAGGCCUGACUUUCAGAAGUUCCCCACACCUCCCAGUGGGCCUCACCCAGGUUUCCAAGAGACCUCAAAACCCAGCAUGCUGAGUGAGCGCUUUUGAAAAUCUGGCUGCUUAUUCUGAUGCCUUAAAAAUGGGAGCCGAUCCCUGCUAGCCUUGGGAUGCUGGUAGUGACCAAGUUAGCACCACAAGAGGACGCUCCUGAGAAAACCGCACCAGCUCCAGUCUGGCAGGAGCAGCACAGCUGAUAUGAAAACUGCCCCACAUGUUUCAUAGUGAUCCAAACCCCUCAGAUGGGGGGUGGGUGGGAACAGGGUGACACUCCAACAGAAACCACCACACCUGUUUUUACAGAAGUUUUAGUUUAUUUAACUUUUAAUAAAUUUUAACUUUUAAAAAACAACAUUUUGGUCUGAAGUUAGGUUAAUGGUCCUUUUCUCCAACCCCUCUGUCUAGCCUGGAAAGUUUUACUGCCUUCAGCAUUUCAGCCCCCACCGAAUCUGUUUUUACAUGAAAGACUCUGCGGUCCAGUUCCUUUUUGUACUUAGUCCUAGCUUUAAAAAAAAAAUAAAUAGAAAAAGAA
Mauremys mutica (yellowpond turtle) is the source of this 7682-nucleotide messenger RNA. RefSeq names its product SET domain bifurcated histone lysine methyltransferase 1 (gene SETDB1). Gene Ontology annotation, cellular component: nucleus. The record is from RefSeq and is a predicted model, not a curated record. Gene Ontology annotation, molecular function: DNA binding; histone H3K9 methyltransferase activity; protein binding. The transcript has 22 exons. Gene Ontology annotation, biological process: heterochromatin organization; negative regulation of gene expression. The coding region runs from base 183 to 4046 and encodes 1287 amino acids. NCBI's taxonomy places the organism in Eukaryota, Metazoa, Chordata, Testudines, Geoemydidae.